Durotheca rogersii is the source of this 386-nucleotide messenger RNA. RefSeq names its product putative TOM core complex subunit Tom6. The transcript is spliced from 2 exons. The coding region runs from base 138 to 305 and encodes 55 amino acids. Lineage: Eukaryota; Fungi; Ascomycota; Sordariomycetes; Xylariales; Xylariaceae. The record is from RefSeq and is a predicted model, not a curated record.
AAUUCUAGUAACCUGUUCGUCAGUCUCUUUCCUUGCUCCCACCCUCUCCCAGUCUCUCUCUGUCACGCGCUCCUCACGAGAAACCGGCGAGACGUAUACGACACCGACACGAACACCGCGCAGGCACUACGUCCACCAUGCCUCCGAAGAGAGUCGGCCAUCGCGCCUCGAAGGGCUACUUCGCCUCCGUCUACGAGGGCAUCACGUCCCCAGACAAUGCGCCCCUCGUGCGCAGUUUGGCCGUCUUCGGCGCGGCCGUGGUUUUCCUCGCCAGUCCUCUGAGCGAAUAUCUUCUUCCACCGUGAGAUCCCGAAGCAAGAUACCCAGACGAAUCUCCGUUCGAGAGCUAACUUGCGAUUCGAGAGCCUGAACACACACCCACGCCC